This is a messenger RNA of Salvelinus namaycush (lake trout), 7136 nucleotides long. Its product is annotated as rab11 family-interacting protein 5-like. Lineage: Eukaryota; Metazoa; Chordata; Actinopteri; Salmoniformes; Salmonidae. The transcript is spliced from 6 exons. The record is from RefSeq and is a predicted model, not a curated record. Gene Ontology annotation, biological process: regulated exocytosis. Gene Ontology annotation, cellular component: mitochondrion; recycling endosome; phagocytic vesicle. Gene Ontology annotation, molecular function: small GTPase binding. The coding region runs from base 1546 to 5712 and encodes 1388 amino acids.
ACGUUGGAGAUGCUGACCCCAUUCGUCAGUGAUUCUAUAGAGUUUCUUCAGAGAAACUGCGUUGUCUGGAUGCUGAGGUCAGGUACAUGCUGGAGAGUGAUAUGGCAGAGACUUUCUCCAGUUGGGCUUCUCACUGUAUCUUGGUCAGUAAACCGGACGGGACAAACAGAUUUUGUACGGAGUACCGUAAGGUAAACAGUGUCACUAAGCCAGAUUCAUUUCCUCUUCCUCGGAUGGAGGACUGCGUGGAUCAAGUCGGAGCAGCUAAGAUUGUGAGCAAAUGUGACCAGUUAAAGGGCUAUUGGCAGGUGCCACUGAUGAGUAGGGCAUGUGAAAUCUCUGCCAUUAUUACACCCUCUGGUCUGUACUUGUAUUUGGUUAUGAGUUUCGGCCUGCGUAAAGCACCUGCCACUUUUCAGCGACUUAUGAACAGGGUUGUCUCCGGUCUGGCCGGGUGCGCUGUUUAUCUGGACGAUGUAGUGAUAUAUGCAGAUACUUGGGAGGAACAUCUGUCCCGUAUUCAAUCCUUGUUUGACCGCCUAGCUGCGGGUCGCCUUACGAUCAAUCUGCCUAAAUGUGAGUUUGCUCAGGCGACCGUUACAUACCUUGGAAAGGUGGUUGGGCAGGGUGAAGUGCGUCCUGUUUGGGCUAAAGUGGUAGCUAUUGAUGCUUUUCCACCACCAACUACUAAAAAGGAACUGAUGCGUUUCGUGGGAAUGAUUGGUUAUUACUGUAGUUUUUGUAGGAACUUUGUAGGAACACUCCCUUGACAGAUAUGCUGAAAGCUAAAGCUGUUUACGUAUGGUCUUCUCGUUGUCAACAGACUUUUGAAGAUACAAAGAGGUUGCUUACCUCAACUCCGGUGCUGGCUGCUCCUCGUGUGGAUUUGUAAUUUACCUUGCAGGUGGAUGCUAGUCAUGUGGGGGCAGGUGCAGUUUUACUGCAAGCAGAUGUGUCUGGUGUUGAGAGGCCUGUUAGUUUCUUUUCCAAAAAGUUGAACCAUUAUCAGUUGAGUUACUCGGUCAUUGAAAAAGAAGCGCUAGCACUCAUAUGGGCGCUACAACACUUCGAGGUGUAUGUCGGCUCGGGAGUAGUACCUAUUGUUGUAUACACCGACCAUAACCCUCUCACCUUUUUGAGGUCCAUGAUGUGCCCUAACCAGAGGAUAAUGAGAUCUUGAUGUGUGGCACAUCCGGGGGACUGAUGCGCUCUCUCGUGCGCCCUGUUCCUGAAUGUCUACGUGACUGACCACUGUUAUUUUGUGUUUGGUAUUGUUCUAUUUCUCCUGUCUGUUCCCUUCUGGUCUCGUUUUCUUCUUUCCUCUUAAAGGUUACUUCCUGUGUGCAAAGGUUGCUGAGGUCUGGGGAGGACGAGGUUGGCUGUGGCAAGUGGAAGUGUGAACACGUAACCCCCUCAUCAAUUUGGGACGCAGAGGCUGGGUCAAUUUGUUUGUGUGACUGAUGGCUCAAACUCAACUCCAAGGCCAGCCGGAAGGAGAAGGAGCGUGGCGAGAUACAGGUAACGGUCCAGUUCACGCGCAACAACAUGACGGCCAGCAUGUUCGACCUUACCAUGAAGGACAAGCCGCGCUCUACCUUCGGCAAACUCAAGGACCGCGUGACAGGGAGGAAGAGGGGCGACGUGGAGUCCUCCUCGGCUAUUGUGCCGGGACGCUUCGCCGCCCUGUCGAGUUCCCUGGGGCAGCCAUUCGGGGAGGGGGGCGGAGGGAGAGGGGGAGAGGACCCCGGGGAGGUAGAGGUAGCCGAGGAGAAGCGGAGCAAGGUGAAGGAUUUUUUCCUGGGUAAGGGAAAGCUGCGGAGGUCCUCUGACACGAGGUCGUGUUCGUCGCUGGCCUCAGAAAGCAGCGUGUCAUCCACGACCAGUGAGAGCCACUGCCCCCCUUCUCUGGGUCUAGGCCUCCUGGUGGACCCCCCCAGCUCCCCCAUCUACAGCAGCAAGGUCAAAGACACCCACCAUGGAGAUACAGACCUAGCUAAAAAAGUGCUUACCACCACACAGUCUUCCCCAAAGAUACUGACCCACAAGCGAGCCUUCAGCGACGAGGCGAGUAGGAUCACCACGACUGCCAUUCCCCGGCCCUGUCCUGCUGUGGAGUCCCUCAAGGGUCAAGGUAUGGCUCUCUCCCAAUCCUCUCUGUGCAUCAAUGGAAGCCACGUCUAUGGAUCUGAACCGGUGGGUCCCAAGGGCUCAAGCACCCUUCCAUCCAAGCUGGUCCUGCUCGAGAAGUGCUCCCCUCUCUCUCGUUCGCUGCAGAACCUCACAAAGCGGAGCGAGGACAAGAGUUCCGCAGGCGAGGGCCGGCGCUGGUCCUUCGACAAGGUAAAGAAGGACGAGAAGGAUGAGGAGAAGGAGGCCGAACCUCCAGUCUCCCAGUUUCAAAGUGCUCGGGUGGGGGGUCGGCCGGUGCAGGCAGCAGCCCCGAUGCUGUCUUCUACUACCACGGUGGACUCAGCAGACAAAGGGAAGAAGCUCAGAAAAACGUUAUUCUCCGGAGGGAGGAGUGAUUCUCUACCUGCCAAGUCCGAGCUGAGCCAGGGUUCUCCUCCCCCUGAGGGGAGACUGCGAGGCUGGUUUGGCUCCAGUGACUCCCAGAACAAGCCAAGGCUGGAAGUUUCUCCUAAGGUAGAAAGCGAAUCAGACACCCCUCCUCCAAUCCCCCCUCGCUCCCCCAUUCCCCUCCAGUGCUCGUCUCCCUCUGCUUCUUUCACUGGCCAUGCCUCGCCCGACAGUGCCCAUCCAACUAACCCCUUCACUCCCUCUCUGACCCCUGACCCCAUCUCUCCCUUCAACCCCUUCCUCCCGCAUAUGCAGUGUAACCCCUUUUUUGAGGACCUCAUUGCAGAAGAGGGCCAGAGGUCCCCCCCUCUUGCUAUCUGCUCCCCCGUCACACCCCUCUGUCAUUCCACAGCUUUGCCUUGCGUCCCCAGUCCCACCCACGAUCCCGUCGUGCAAAUUGAAAUGGCCGCCAUAUGGCGAGACCGGCCCAGGCCUGUAGCCAGGCAGACGUCCCUCCCUGCCUUACUUCCGACAGCAGCGACGGCUAGCCCCCCCAAUCCGUUUACGUCUCGCUCCAUAUCAGAGAGUGGGGGAGGAGAAUGGGAUGAGUCCUUUGACGCCUUUGCCUCCAGCAGGCUGAAUUCACCAAAGGGCUCUGCUACCAAUCACCCUUCAAUAGCAACCUCAAGGCAAGCCCAAGUAAGAAGCACUCCUCCAUAUGAGAGUUACACUAUUCCACCCAUUGAGGAGAUGAGGAUGAGUGAAGAAGAAGAGCCUCCACCAUUGCCUCCACGGAGGCCCAUAAUACGGACUCUGGUGAACGAGAGACCCUCUGACAGCUGGUUGCACAGGGGUCAGGAACUGGCUGUGCAGAAAGAGGCCUGUCUCCUGUCACAAACAGGCGCAGCUUCCCUACAGCACACAAGAGAAUGGGGGCACAAGAGACACACACCAAGUCCCCACCUGUACCCAAGCCCAGGCAAAGACCUUGUCAGCAGUGACCUGUUGGACUUUCAUACCGUACACUCACAACAUUAUGCCAACAUGUCUCCAGAGUCUCCAUCUCCAUUCAAGUCUGAAGAUGAGUUCAAGAAGUUUGACUAUGAACCAUUACGAGAUGAAGAUGAUAAAAUUAGAUUUACUGAGCAGGACUUAUGGCCAGAUGCAACAGAUUCAAUAAUAUCGUUGGCCUCAGAGGAUACAACGGACGCCAGUCCCACUGUAAGAAAAUAUGCUAUUGUAAAGAACACUUCACAUUCUGAACUCAAAGACUUACCUCUGCCAGUAAUGCUUCUUAAUAGUGAAAUGACUGUAGCCGAUCUACUGAAUAAGUCUUCCCCAAAACACUCUAAAUCAGGUCUUAAGACGCUGGACAUUGCUUCAACUACACCAGACCCAACAACGGACUCGUUCUCAAUUCACCCAGAUAAGCCCAAGUCCAGAAACAACAAUUAUGAAUCACCUCCGCUAACCUUAGAAGAUCUUAAUAAAAACAAAAGUAACUCAGAUUUUUGUUUUAUUGACUCUGCUUCUGAUGCUUCCCCAUCUCCAUCUGACAUGAUGACAGUGCAUACCCUCAAAAGUUUAGGUGGUAUUUUCCCUCAAACUCCACAAGAUACUCCCAUAGCAUUAUCUCAUGAGCAGAUGAUGCUAUAUGCAGAAGAUAUGUUAAUUUUUCAGAAGACUAGUACAAUAGACGUCAACUCUGCUGUAAAAGUGAAUUUACCAGAAGUCUCCUCGCUUUGUCAAGACAAUUGUCAAGAUGGAGGUUGUGAAUUGAAUACAUCACGCAGAGAUUCUGCAAGCGAUAUGAAGAGCAUUAGCAUUUUUACGCCUGACAGUCUUAACAUAGAGAGAGAGACUGUAGAAUUAAAAGACACUCAAUCUCCAAUGGAUAGAAAUGGCAACAUGACAAAAUCAAAGAUAGACCGUUCAAAACUAGACCCUUCAUGUCAUGUUAGAUCUUUUCCAGUUUCGCACCAGAUGGAAAUGCAACAGGAAGUUGUACGCAAUAAACAGGAAGUGAGUCAGCCUCUGGCCAAACAAACCAAUCCUGUCAAUGAGUCUUCACCAAGGGGCACUAGUUCUCACAGAAGUCUCAAGGGAAUGAUACGAGAGCUCCACGGCAACAGUGGUGCAAAUAGCCCUGGCAAAGGAUUAGGUGAGAGCCCUCUUCACCGAUCACCGUCUCCUGGACAAAUAAUCUCAGAGAGCAUUGAAGGACCGUUCUCAUAUCAACCCACCAAAUCUCCUUUUUCCUCACCUUUGUCCCCGAAUAGAGAGACAGCGCUCAAUGUAGCUACAUUAUUUGUGUCCUUGCAAAAAAUAAACACAAAUAGUUCCACUCAGUCAAUUCCAAAAGGAAACUGCUUAACGGAACAUUCCUCGUCCAAAUAUGCUGGGACGAUCAGCUUUGAAGACCUCCACGCCAAAGUAGCCCCGAACGUGAGAAGCCCCAUGAGUGCCAGGUUAAGGCCUGGCAUCCCAGUGCAUGCUUCCAACCCCUGUGCUUCCAUCCCCUCCUCUGCUACCCCCUCCCUGGCAACUGAAACCAAUGGCCAGGCUAAGCUGCCCCCCACCCCUGUCCCCUCCUCCAUACAUCACCCCCCGACCGUGAGGCCCAGUACCGGAGCCAGUGCCACCUUGGCUGUGGCCCCCUACACCUCUUCCUCCUUCUCCUCCUCUUCCUCCUACACCACUGCCCAGCCCUUGGUCGAUGCACGGCACACACUUUUGCCUGAGGAGACACAGCCAGCUAGCAGCCUGCCCCGACAGGAGAGCAGCCCCCACCCAGUGAAGCCCUUGACCACCACAGCCAGUCAGGGGGAGAAGAAAGAGGGCCGGUCAGUUCUGGAGAAGCUCAAGUCUUCCAUCCAUCCAGGCCGCUCUGCCCAGCAGACACUGGCCGUGGCUGAGACUGAGAAGAAGAUUGAGGAAUCGUUAGCAGACAGCUCUGCCCAGUACGAGCAGCUGACAAACAUGGAGCUGAUUUCCCUUCUGCUGCAGCAGGAGAUGGAUAUGGAGAAGCAGCAGGUGGCCUCUGACCAGCAGGCGUCGAUGCUGGAGAAACACGAGGCGGAGCUGAAGAAGAUCAAGGCACAGGUGCGCGACCUAGAGGACUACAUCGACAAGCUGCUGGUGCAGAUCAUGGAGCAGACACCCACACUCCUCCAAGUGCGCUCCCGGCACAAGUGACCACUAGUGCUAGUGUGUGCACUUAUAAUCAGUAUAAUAUAGGGCCAUGGUCACCAUCAAACCCUGGUCCUGGAGAGCUCCUAGGAUGAGCAGACUAUUGUUCCAGCUCAGUCCCUACAAUAGUGCAUUUAACUACAUUUGGUGGUCAGUUGUUUAGCCAAUCAUGUGUUAUAGUGCAGGGCAUGAAACAAAAGCCUGCACAUCCAAGUAGUUAUUGCGGACCAGGGUUGGUUACCAAUGUUCCAGGGUCAGGUGUAGUCCAACACAUCCCUAAGCAAAUACUAAAUCUCACAACCAUCCAGGUUUCACUGCUGAUACCCUGCCCUGUUGAUAUAGACACAAUAUUACCCAUGUGCAUGCUUGCUAUUGCUUUACACUCGCUACUUAGGAUAAGGAAAGUGACAGCUUUUAUCAAAUGUACUGCAAGAAUUCUUAUAAAUGUGCAUUGAUGAAGAAUAUAGAAAAUGUCUUCCUAUUCAUAAAGUGUACAGUAAAUGUAAUAUUCAGUGGUAUAAAUUGUUCUUACGUGAUAUGACUUUGCAUACAAUUCUGAAAACAUUGAAGUGUUUGAAUUAGUAUAACAAUGACCCAAAUUGUCUUCAUCAUGGUAAAUACUGUCAUUAUUUGGCAUAAGACUCAAAAACAGACUGACCCGAGGAGAAUUCCACUGAACUUAAAUUUGUUUACAUGGAGAAAUGUGAGCUUCAGCUAGUGUCAUAUUGUGUAAAUUAUUAUAAAAAAUAUAUAAAAAUGAAAAUGCAUGAAGACAGAUGUCUUAAACAGACUGCUUUGAAGGAAAUUCCGCUGAAUUCAAAUUUGUUAAAAUGGAGAAAGAAUAACUUGAGCUAGUGUCAUAUUUUGUAAAUUAUUGUAAAUAUAUAUAUAUAUAUGUGAAGAAUAUAUAGGAAAACCAUGUGAAAAUAGAUAAACAUUUGGUAAGAGAACAAUGGUUUCUUUUCAAAGCUGCUGUAUGAAAAGCCAAAACUAACAAGCGCUAAUGAUUUUUUCUCCUAUUUAAGAAAAAUAAUAAUAAUUAAUUUUGCAACAUAUGCAACGCAUGACACCUUUCUCUCAACAUGAAUUUGAGAAUGUAUGCAAGUUGAAAUAUCCUCGGCUUUGAUAUAAUUUACUAUUCAUUGAUGAAGUGUGUGCAAAGAAUAAAGUGACAAAUGUUCAUGUGAAAAGGUAGGUACUACAAUGAAUUCAAAGGCAUUGAUUUAUGCUAAGUUAGGUAUGUUUUCACGUUUUGGUUUAAUUUGCAAAGAGAAUGUAUACAAUUACAGAUAUUUUUUGGGCAAAUCAUUUUUUAUAUGGCAUUGCCUGUAUUAUUUAGUACAGUACGUCAAUACAGUACUAUAAUUUAAAUGCUAUUCAUGACCUAAGCACUGUAACAUGUAAAAUAAAGAAAAUUGCUUAUCAAGUGA